Messenger RNA from Panonychus citri (citrus red mite), 925 nucleotides. It is a transcript of the gene Prosalpha4, whose product is annotated as proteasome subunit alpha type-7-like. Gene Ontology annotation, biological process: ubiquitin-dependent protein catabolic process. The record is from RefSeq and is a predicted model, not a curated record. Gene Ontology annotation, cellular component: proteasome core complex, alpha-subunit complex; nucleus; proteasome core complex. The transcript is spliced from 4 exons. NCBI's taxonomy places the organism in Eukaryota, Metazoa, Arthropoda, Arachnida, Trombidiformes, Tetranychidae. Bases 109 to 858 code for a protein of 249 amino acids.
UAAUGACUUGCAUCUAUUUGGAUUUAGAAGAGACAAAAUUGUUAAUUUCUCCUUUUGUUUAAUUACUUGGUUUAAAUUGAUUAAUUAAGUUUUUAACACUAACUGCUGAUGGGGUCAGCAAGAUAUGAUCGAGCUAUCACUGUUUUCUCUCCUGAUGGUCAUCUUUUCCAAGUUGAAUAUGCUCAAGAAGCAGUGAAAAAAGGUUCAACUGCGGUUGGUGUCAGAGGUGAUAAUGUUGUAGUUCUUGCUGUUGAAAAAAAAUCGGUUGCUAAACUUCAAGAGGAAAGAACUGUUCGUAAAAUAUGUCUCAUCGACAAUCAUUGUGUAAUGGCAUUUGCCGGAUUAACGGCCGAUGCAAGAAUUUUAAUAGAUCGAGCAAGAGUUGAAUGUCAAUCUCACAAACUUACGGUUGAAGAUCCGGUUACUAUUGAAUAUAUUACCCGUUUCAUUGCCCAAUUGAAGCAAAAGUAUACCCAAUCUAAUGGUCGUCGUCCAUUUGGUAUUUCUUGCCUAAUCGCUGGUUUUGAUGACGAUGGCAUACCUCGCCUUUUCCAAACAGAUCCUUCAGGUGUCUAUCACGAAUGGAAAGCCAAUGCCACCGGAAGAAAUGGUAAAACCGUGAAAGAGUAUUUGGAGAAAAAUUAUAGCAAGGAAAGUGCUGCCGAUGAUGAUAAAACAAUCAAAUUGGCUCUACGUGCUUUGAUGGAGGUUGUUCAAGGAAAAAACUUGGAAGUCGCCAUUUUAAGGCGAAAUCAACCCUUGAUGACUCUAGAUGAGGAAACUCUUAAUAAAUACAUUGUUGAAAUUGAUAAAGAAAAGGCUGAAGAGGUUGAAAGUAAAAAGAAGAUAAAAAAAUGAUUUUGUAAAUUUACUGGAAUUGAAACAUUUUCAUAAUUAAAAGUUGACUUGGUCAUUAUAAUCUUAA